UGGAGUGGGAGGGUUAAACAUGGUUGCCACUGUUACCUCAAAUCUGUGUCGAUAUCGAAGUUUCUCCUCUUUAUAUCCAAUGUUUCCAUUAAAAAACCUCCGUAAAUUAGCAUGUUUGUUUGCCGUCGCUUGUGUGUUACUGGGCCGGUCGCUGGCAGACGAGCAGGACUUUAUGGAGGACUUUUUGAAGCGGGAAUAUUCUCUGGCAAAGCCUUAUCGCGGGUUGGGUUUCUCUAGUUCUUCACAAUGGGAUCUAAUGGGCACCGCUGUGGUCACACCUGACCAUGUGAGGCUGACCCCAGACGUGCAGAGCAGACAAGGAGCAGUGUGGAGCCGUGUUCCUCUCUACCUGCAGGAUUGGGAGCUCAAGGUGCACUUUAAGAUCCACGGCCAGGGGAAGAAGAAUUUGAAUGGGGAUGGUCUCGGCAUCUGGUUGACCAAAGAACGCAUGCAGAAUGGUCCCGUGUUUGGCAACAUGAACCAGUUCACUGGACUGGGAAUCUUCGUGGACACCUACCCCAACGCUGACAAGAACCACGAUAGGGGGUUCCCGUUCAUCUCAAUGAUGCUGGGGAACGGGACCCUGUCGUACAACCACGAUUACGACGGGCGGACCACCGAGCUCGGAGGCUGCACGGCCAUGGCACGCAACGCAGCCUACGACACCUUUCUCCUCGUCAGAUACUCCAAAAAAAGACUGACGCUCAUGGUGAAUGUAGACGGUAAGCAGGAGUGGAAAGACUGCGCUGACAUCACAGGACUGCGCUUGCCUAUAGGAUACUUCCUGGGUGCCUCGUCGGCCACUGGAGACCUGUCAGAUAACCACGACAUCAUCUCCAUGAAGUUGUACCAACUGAAAGUAGACAAGAGUCCAGAGGAGGAGGAAGAAGAGGAAGUCCUCAUCCCCAGUGUUGACAACAUGGAACAGUUUCAAGUGGAAGUCCAGGAAGAGGGGAUGAGCGGGCUCCAGUUCUUCUUCACCCUCCUCUUCUCCAUCCUGGGCCUGGGCGUGCUGGCGGUGAUCGGGUUGAUCGUUUACGGUCGCUGGAAGGAAAACAGACGCAAACGUUUCUAUUGAUAAAACAAAAAGAAAAGAACAAUUAAGACCACAAAGGUUUUUUGUUUUUUUUUCUGUGUUUCUU
Scomber scombrus (Atlantic mackerel) is the source of this 1142-nucleotide messenger RNA. It is a transcript of the gene lman2lb, whose product is annotated as lectin, mannose-binding 2-like b. The record is from RefSeq and is a predicted model, not a curated record. The transcript is spliced from 8 exons. Gene Ontology annotation, molecular function: D-mannose binding. NCBI's taxonomy places the organism in Eukaryota, Metazoa, Chordata, Actinopteri, Scombriformes, Scombridae. Gene Ontology annotation, cellular component: Golgi membrane; COPII-coated ER to Golgi transport vesicle; endoplasmic reticulum-Golgi intermediate compartment. Bases 20 to 1078 code for a protein of 352 amino acids. Gene Ontology annotation, biological process: endoplasmic reticulum to Golgi vesicle-mediated transport; endoplasmic reticulum organization; Golgi organization.